AUGGCUGACAAGGGGGGCAACCGUAUAGGUGACGCCGAUGGCCUCGGAGAAACUCGCAAGAAGGAGUUGGUGAAGAGCGGCAUGAAGUUGGGCUUGCGCCAGGAGCAGGAUGUUUUUGUUAUUGACAGCCCUGAUUUCAGGGACUCCAUGACCGCCACCUGGGAUAAAACCAAGGUCGCUACACUCCUGAACCGCGCCUUUGCGCCUCACUCUGCUCGCCAGCGAGCUGCUGGCGAGGAACCGGAUGCCAACAUCGACAUCUUAAUCACUUUCGACUCGACUGGAGUCUCUUCCCACCCGAACCACAUCUCUCUCUACCAUGGUGCCCGCACCUUCAUCUCCACUCUGACCGAUAACGGCCGCUGGCGCUCGCCCGUGGACAUGUACACACUGACUUCAGUAAACUUCUUGCGCAAGUACAGCACAUUCCUCGAUGCGGUACCAACAAUUUUAUCAUGGGCGAUCACGCCAGGAAGCAACCCGCCGAAGCCGCCAAAGAAGCUACCGAAACCCAAAAAGGACAAGGAAGAUAGCGACGACGAUUCCGACUCGGAUGAGGAUGAGUCGGACAUUGAGUACCACCCAAGCCGGCUGGUGUUCAUGAACAACUUUGGUCCCAAGGGUGGAUAUUCCACGGCGUGGGCCGCCAUGACCAUGGCGCAUAAGAGCCAGAUGGUCUGGUUCCGGUACGGCUGGAUCACCCUCAGCAGAUACAUGGUCAUCAACGACCUACGAUUGGAGAAGGUCGAGGACAUGCCUCCGGUCGAGAUGCCGGUGAUCGAGGCGCCGCCAGAGGCCAAGCGAUCCGAGAGCAAGCGGUCCGAAACCAGGCACCGCGAGAGGAAGCACUCUGAGUCGUCUAAGAAGGAGGAGACCAAGGAGCGGGAGUCCAAGAGGUCUGAGAAGUCUGAGGGCAAGCAGCGUGAGAGCAAGAGGGAGGAAACGAAGCACCGCGAAUCCAAGAAGGACGAGACGAAGCACCGCGAGAGCAAGCACGCCGAGCCCAAGAAGGAGGAAACCAAGGAGCGAGAGUCAAAGAAGGAAGACACCAAGGAGCGCGAGUCUAGGAAGGCCGAGAAGGCUGAGAAGUCCGAGAAGCGGGAGGGCAAGCAGGUCGAGUUCGCCCCGAUCGAGUCGGUCGAAACCAAGUUCUUCGAGGUGCCAAAGGAGGAGACCAAGGAGCGCGAGUCCAAGAGGUCGGAGAAGCGUGAGAGCCGGCACUCGGAGUCCAAGAAGGAGGAGAAGGAGGAUGCCAAGGAGCGUGAGGCCAGGAAGGCCGAGAAGGCCGAGAAGGCCGAGAAGCGUGAGCGUGAGCGUGAACGUGAACGUGAGCGUGAGAGCAAGAGAGAGGAGAAGGAGGAUGCCAAGGAGCGCGAAGCCAGGAAGGCCGAGAAGCGUGAGCGCGAGCGUGAGCGUGAGCGUGAAAGAGAGCGUGAGCAGAGGCACUCUGAGAAGCGCGAGAGCAGACACUCCAGCAGCAGACACUCUUCGAGUGGACUUCCCGGAGCCAGCCUCCCUGACGCCAGGCGCUCCGAGCCCAGCUUGAGACACCCUGCCGGCAGCCUCCCUGAAGCCAGCCGCUCCGAGAGCAGACUUCUCGACCCCAGACACUCUGAGAGCUCUCACCCCCCGUCCAGCAGCAGAUACGUCGAAGGCAGGCACUCUUCGAGCAAGCGCUCCUCCAGCAGACACUCCGAGAGCAGCAGGAUCUCCUCUAGCAGCCACUCUGAGCGCAGACACCGCGACAGCAACCGCGACGGACACCGCAGACGUUCCUCUAGCAAGGUCUCCAGGACCGGCAGCGAGAGAUCCUACGCCAGCAGAUCUUAG
Messenger RNA from Colletotrichum chrysophilum, 1830 nucleotides. RefSeq lists its product as uncharacterized. The transcript is spliced from 2 exons. Bases 1 to 1830 code for a protein of 609 amino acids. Lineage: Eukaryota; Fungi; Ascomycota; Sordariomycetes; Glomerellales; Glomerellaceae. The record is from RefSeq and is a predicted model, not a curated record. Gene Ontology annotation, biological process: GPI anchor biosynthetic process. Gene Ontology annotation, molecular function: N-acetylglucosaminylphosphatidylinositol deacetylase activity. Gene Ontology annotation, cellular component: endoplasmic reticulum.